Messenger RNA from Aaosphaeria arxii CBS 175.79, 2286 nucleotides. RefSeq names its product Rhodanese-like protein. The transcript has 5 exons. Bases 356 to 2065 code for a protein of 569 amino acids. Gene Ontology annotation, cellular component: cytoplasm; nucleus. Gene Ontology annotation, biological process: G2/M transition of mitotic cell cycle; protein dephosphorylation; positive regulation of G2/M transition of mitotic cell cycle. Gene Ontology annotation, molecular function: protein tyrosine phosphatase activity. NCBI's taxonomy places the organism in Eukaryota, Fungi, Ascomycota, Dothideomycetes, Pleosporales. The record is from RefSeq and is a predicted model, not a curated record.
ACGCCCACGCCAACAGUGCUAGCUAUCCAUAUGUCACCUGCACAACCAUAGCUUCUCUCUCGGCACUCCUCACCUAGUUGCGGUACGGUUGAGACAACAUCUACAGCGAACAUCAUCUUACAGAUUGGAAUUCAUUUUCUUGUCGUAUAUGUUUUAUCGCCUACAGUACCCUGCACUACAGUAGCAGUACUAUAGUAGUAGUCGUUGUCAUCCUCAACUUCCGCACGUGUGUGAGUCGAGCAACAAAGGUCAAAGAAACCGCCGCACCUUCGUUCACCUCCGUUACCCCUACCACCGACUGGACCUUUUUCAUCCUCAUCAUCCUCAUCAUAACCAAUUCCUACAACCGCCCAUCAUGGAGAUGUCAUCACCCCUGGCUGCCAUGCACCCGCCUCCCAUUCCCGCGUGGGGCUUCCGCCGAGACCUGCCUACGUCAAACUUUGGCCAACGCAGCUUCGGACCGAAGAGCUUCAAUUUCAGAGACAUGAGCAUGAAGAAACCCAAUUUGGAUUACUUCACCUUGCAGCCGCUGCGAGGGUCUUCUCCGACUGCGAGCUUAGCUGCAGACAUGUCCUCAAAUCUGCACGUCGAUCAAAGCCCUCAAUUCGUAACGCCUCGCCGAUCUCUCUUCACAUCGAAUGCUUUCAAGACUCAGAACAAUCGAGGAGAAGGAACAACGACCCCUCCUGUCAGAUGGGAAGGCGUCACAACACCACCUAUUCCUUUAUCGUCUCCUAGCUUUGUCCCCGACUCAAUGGACAUCUCUCCUCUGCCACAUAAAGCACCUUUCAGCUUCAUCUCUGAACCUCGUCCCAAGUCACCCUCUCCCGAAAGGACGCCUGCCAACGAGGACGAUAUGCUUUCCCCGUGCGAGCUUCCGACUCCUACCCAGUUCCCAGCACCCCUUUUGGAGGUGCCGCGUCCUGUGUCUGCUGCCGAGCGAAGGAAGUCGAUCCUGAUCCGCCCGAGUCUCAGUAGGACCAAGAACUACUCGACCAACACCGUGUCAUUCAAGUCCAGAGAGACCAGAGAGAAGGAUACUCUGCCUGCUUUCAAGUUCGGUGCCGGUCUCGAUGCCUUCCCAAGCAUGUCCACGCCCUCUUUGGACGAGUGCUUCGCCCCUUCGCCCCCCCAAGAGCGCAAGCCCUUUGGCAACCCCCUUCUUGGUGCUUCGAAGCCCAAGUUCAGCCUCAAUUCCGGGCUGGCUCGUGCCAAUGGUUCCCCUCUUGCAGCCCAUGUGAGGAAGCCUGCCGGUCCUCCCUCCCGCCGUCCCAGCAAGUUCAGGAGGUCUCUCAGCAUGUAUGAACACCCUGGUGAUGUGAUGAACCAGAAGGAGGACACCGCCAAUUACACGCCUAGCAGCCUGCAAUCGGUCAUGGAUGUUGAUGAUACCCCUGCUUUGAAACUCCCUAGCUUCGUCCCCGAGAAUGAGCCUGACAGCCUUCCUCGCAUCGAACACUCCACCUUGAUCAGUGUGCUCAAUGGUGAUUACAACAACAUGUUUGAUAAGACAGUUAUUGUUGAUUGUCGCUUCGAGUAUGAAUACGAAGGAGGCCACAUUGAAGGUGCCGUGAACUUCUGCGAAAAGGAGCAACUCGCCCAGGAGCUCUUCGCCAACGGCGUGACCACACCCAACACUCUCCUCGUCUUCCACUGCGAAUACUCCGCGCAUCGUGCACCGCUCAUGGCCAAAUUCGUCCGUCAUGAGGACCGCAAGGUCAACUCGUUCCGCUAUCCACAGCUCUCCUACCCCGAGGUGUACAUCCUCGACGGUGGAUACAGUGGCUUCUACGAGUCUCAUCGGUCUCGAUGCUUUCCUCAGAACUACCUUCGCAUGGAUGCCAAAGAGCAUGAAAAUGCCUGCGAACGUGGCAUGAACAAGCUCCGUCAGCGCUCUAAACUGAGCCGUGCCCAGACCUUCGCCUUCGGUCAGAAGUCCUGUCAGAUGGAGGACAGCCCUACUGCCAUUGGCCGGUCAAAGAGCGGCGGAGUCCUUACUCUCGGAUUUGACGACACCCACACCAUGGGACGACUAGGCGGCGCCCGCCGAAUGGCCUCAUACUAAGCCGUGGCGGGUUCAGCCCCACGAUCUUCUCACGAUAGUCAGCUAUGCUUUUCAUGGCAUAUCAACUUUAUUCAUGGCGUUAUGGAUUGACGGCGGCAUCUCGAACUUGCAGCACUGGCGUUUUGGGUAUUUACCUUUACCCCUGUGGCGUUUACAGCGAUACCAUUUCUGCCCAUAUUUGUUUCGAAUUCAAGGCUUCCGGACGGACAAGAACACACCCA